AAACCCAAAGAAGUGUGCAAAACCCCCAACACCAUUUAAUUUAUUUUUCUUUUUCUUCAAGUCUUGUCUUCUUUUGUAUAAUAAACCCUGUUUUUUAACUCAACUCAACUCAUUCACCUAUGGCUUCCUCACGCGAAGAGCCGAUCUCCAAUCCCCCAACCAACAACAACGACGACGAUGACGUGGCAGACGACGAUUACGACGAAAUCGAAGACGACGAAGAUGAAGACGAACAACAACCAAACCGAAGACCAGUAACUGAAGAAUCUCAAAUGCGUUCCGAUAGGGCUAAAAUGGAGAACUUAUUCCGUCGUUUAUCAUCCGAACAAGUACCCAUUCGUGUCCAUGACGUCAUCAUCAAAGGCAACGCUAAGACUAAGGAAUCAUUAAUCGAAGCUGAAAUAUUGCAAGCCCUAAAAAGUGCUACAACUGUUCAGGAAUUGCUUAAGGCUGCUAGUAUUGCUAAUGCGAGGCUUCAACAACUUGAUAUUUUUGAUUCUGUUAGUAUUACUCUGGAUUCGGGACCACCGGAGUUGCCUGGAACUACUAAUGUUGUUGUUGAGGUUGUUGAAAGUGAAAAUCCACUUACUGGUAGUGUUGGCGUUUUCUCCAAGCCUGAGGCUAGAACUUGGUCACUUGAAGGUUCAUUGAAGCUGAAAAACUUGUUUGGUUAUGGGGAUAUAUGGGAUGGGUCUUUGGCUUAUGGCUGGGACCUGACUUCGGAAGUUAGUGCUGGCGUGUCUCUACCCAGAUUCAAAAAAUUGAUUACCCCUGUGACAGCUCGAUUAUCUCUUCUUUCUCAAGAUUGGCUGAAGUUCUCCUCUUAUAAAGAACGAGCUUUGGGACUUUCUCUUGGCCUACUGUCAUCCAGAAGCCAUGAUUUGGCAUAUAGUCUCUCUUGGCGAACCUUGGCGGACCCAUCACAAAUGUCAUCAAGAGCAGUGAGGAGGCAGCUUGGACAUAGCUUAAUUUCAGCUCUGAAGUAUACAUUUAAAAUUGAUAGGAGAAAUUCUCCAUUCAGACCAACCCGAGGAUAUGCCUUUCUUUCGUCCUCUCAAAUUGGUGGCCUCCUACCAGAUCAUCGGGGUUUGCGCUUUCUCCGUCAGGAGUUUGACUUCCGCUACGCUUUACCUCUGGGAUUUUAUAAUGCUGCUCUCAACAUUGGAGUUUCUGCUGGUGUAACUGUCCCAUGGGGAAGUGGGUUCUUACGUCUUCCCACCUAUUUACCUGAGAAAUAUUUCCUCGGUGGGAAUUCUUCUCCAGUUUGUGCACUGGGAGGCCCAUCAUCUUUGUUGGGCUUUAAGACCAGGGGAUUGGGCCCUGCUGAACCUAGAAGGCAAGUUGCAGAAAAUUCCGCUGAUGAGAGCUCUGAUGCAUCUUCUACAAUGGAUUUUGUGGGAGGAGACCUUGCGGUUACUGCUUUUGCGGACCUUUCUUUUGAUCUACCAUUGCGGGUAUUGAGAGAAGCUGGAAUUCAUGGCCAUGCUUUUGCUUGUACCGGAAGCUUGAACAAAUUAACGGAAAAUGCGUAUAAAGAUCUAUCUUUACAGAAAUUCAAAGAAUCAUUCCGAGCUUCGGCUGGAUUUGGUGUCAUUGUACCGACCAAGCUCUUCCGAAUGGAGGUUAAUUACUGCUACAUACUGAAGCAGCAAGAGCAUGACCGAGGGAAGACUGGUGUGCAGUUCAGCUUCUCCUCAUCUUUCUAGAAACUCAACAUUGCAUGUUUUGUUCCUUUUUGUGAAUUGAUAAGGGCAUGAUUUCCUUCUGGUAAAAUUAACACAGUUUUAUCCCCCCGUUUCUCUGUUUUGUCUGAGAUGCGAAUUUAGCCAGCCCCGUGAAGUGCACUUCAGUUGCAAACUCUGGACAAUUUUCAAUCCACUGUUAACAGGCAAAUAAUCUUCGGCAAGUAUUACUAUACAUGGUUUCCUUUGGACUGGAAUUUUAAGGACAAUGGAUGCAUUGAUUUUCAUGUGGGUGAAAA
Lycium ferocissimum is the source of this 1981-nucleotide messenger RNA. RefSeq lists its product as uncharacterized. Lineage: Eukaryota; Viridiplantae; Streptophyta; Magnoliopsida; Solanales; Solanaceae. Gene Ontology annotation, cellular component: SAM complex; outer membrane. Gene Ontology annotation, biological process: protein insertion into mitochondrial outer membrane. The record is from RefSeq and is a predicted model, not a curated record. The transcript has 4 exons. The coding region runs from base 120 to 1706 and encodes 528 amino acids.